UUUUCCUUCCUGGUUCAUAGAAGGUAAAGGCAUGCUUAUAGAUGACAUUGGUAUAUUAAAACAACUUCUGCUGAGUCUCGCAACUUUAGUAAUUUAAACUGGAAAUAAAACACAGAAUUCUGUCAGAAAGUGAAGGAUGGCUUUUGCCUGUGUGCGACCUUGCUCUCAGCAGGUGAGCUCAGGCCUUCGGGCGAGUGCUUAUGCCACCCUCAGCAAAGCGUCCAGACCCCAGGAGAAGAGCAGCAAUGGUCCAGUGUUCCAGUAUGUCGGCCAGCACAGAAAGCCCACCCACAAAGUGUUUGUGUGGGGCUUUAGCUUCACCGGGGCGCUGGGGAUCCCAAGCUUUGUGGUGCCAGACAGCGGGAGGAAAAAGCCCCGCAAAUACCAGAACACUCCUUACCGGCUGGAGACGGCAGAGCAGAUCUCCUCUGCGGCCUGUGGUUACGGCUUCACUCUUAUUGCAUCCUCUACCAAAGACUUGUGUAAACUCUGGGGCAUGGGGCUGAACAAGGACUCUCAGCUGGGCUUCCAGCGAACACAACACGACCGCCAUAGUAGCUAUGAUUACGUUUUGGAGCCGUCCCCCGUGGCUCUGCCCCUCACAGAGCCUCUACAGACGAAGGUGGUUCAGGUGGCCUGUGGCCGGGCUCACUCCCUGGUCCUCACUGACCAGGAGGGAGUUUUUAGCAUGGGCAACAACGCGUAUGGCCAGUGUGGACGGCGGAUAGUUGAGAAUGAAGUCUACAGUGGCAGCCACAUCAUUCAUAAGGUGGAGGGCUUCAGCAGCAGGGUCGUCCAGGUGGCGUGUGGCCAGGACCACAGCCUGUUCCUGACCGAGGCGGGGGCGGUGUUUGCCUGUGGGUGGGGCGCAGACGGGCAGACAGGUCUGGGGCACCACAACAUCAGCUCCAGCCCUGUGGAGGUGGGAGGCGACCUGUGUGGAGUGGAGGUGCAGCAGAUCAGCACGUACGGGGACUGCAGCCUGGCUGUGUCCAGAGACGGCCGGCUGUUCGGCUGGGGGAACUCUGAGUACCGGCAGAUGGCCUCAGUCACUGAGGCCUCACAGAUCAACUCUCCCCGUCACCUUCCUCUGGAGGGCUGUGGAAAGGUGGUCCAAGCAUCCUGCGGAGGAACUCAAGUGGCCAUUCUCAACGAAAAAGGAGAAGUGUUUGUUUGGGGCUACGGCAUUUUGGGAAAAGGACCCAACCUCUCAGAAUCUUCAACCCCAGAGAAGAUUCCCUCGACACUGUUCGGGCGCUCGGAGUUCAGCCCGUCUGUGUCUGUGGCCCAGAUCAGGUGUGGCCUCAGCCACUUUGCUGCCAUCACAGAUGGAGGCGAGCUCUUUGUGUGGGGGAAGAAUGUGCGGGGCUGUCUGGGAAUAGGGAAGAAAGAGGACCAGUACUUCCCAUGGCGAGUGACGGUGCCGGGUCAGGUGCUGGACGUGGCGUGUGGGGUGGACCACAUGGUGGCGCUAGUCAGGUCCCUCCUGUGAGCUCAGGCUUCUGUGGAGUGGAGGGAGGCUGGGUGUUUGCCCCAGCCCUCCCACUGACCUGGAACCCUCGGGGAGCUGAUAGGAGCGGGUCUGGAGUCCCAGCCAGCUGCUCUCCACAGGCCUCCGGCUGGGGGGGGGGGGCAGAGAGCAGGGUCUGCUCCUCUGCAUGAAGCUGGGGCUGGAAACGGAUCUGAAACGACUCAACUUCAUUACUUUCUCACCAUUUUUCAAAGUGAAUGGGGAGGAACUGUAACUUGUAAUCUAUUUGUUUCUCUCUAUUAGCAUCACCAUAAAGUCUUUGGCUUUAUUUUUAUUUUUUUUACUGAACUACAUCCUUGACUUGAUGAGCAGUAAACUACAAUUUGAAUGAGUUUUUCAUAUUUGUUAGCAGGUGGCAGCAGCUGGCUGGCUGGCAGGGGGGGGGGGGGUCAUCUGCUUUAAGCCCUGGAUGCUGUAAAGUGUUUGUAAAACACUAACACUCCAAAAAAGAGGUGACAGCAAAAACAAUACAUGAGGAUAAUGUGUAUGCUGUGUGCAGAUGGAGGUGUGAGCUAGCAGAGAAAACAGGCUCUGAUGAGUCAGUUUAACAGCACAAACCAGUGUGUGAUCAGCAGUGUGUGUGUAGAAUGGGGAGAGCAGCAGAAAGCUACGGAGGACAAGGCAGGACGUUGAUCAUUAAACCUGUCCAGAAGAGGGGGGGGGGGCUGAGGUGCCUGUUAAAGGAAACUCAGCAAAAGACGCUCUGUCCAAGGGAGGGAGCCCUUUUUUAAGUCAUGUCAUCAAAUGCGGUUAACAGGAGUGUAUUGGUUAUUUUGAAUUGUCACUAUUUUAUUUUGUGCAUCUGUGUGUUUUCAACCUUCAGAUUCUGAAAGCCUCUGAGCAGGUGACGCUAAUCCUUUAGUUCCCUUUGUGGGAAUAAGUCCUUGGUUUGGAGUCUGUUUUCCACCUAACGUAUCCCAAAUACUGUAUUUCCAAAGUCAUGAUUUUAUAACAAAUACUCAGGUGGAAUAGUUUUAAAAAAAGAAAUCUGUCACUCUGUCAGUUUCAACUCUAACAUGACUCAUUUAGCUUAACAAGCACUGUGUUUUUCCUCUAAAUUCCCCAUAGGUCUCUGUGUUCAUGUAUAUGGAUGUAAAGAGUCACCCAUGCCAGGGUAGCACCCGCUCAAAUAAAGCUAGUUGUCCCAAAUGA
Molecule: messenger RNA, 2683 nt
Organism: Menidia menidia (Atlantic silverside)
Lineage: Eukaryota; Metazoa; Chordata; Actinopteri; Atheriniformes; Atherinopsidae
Source: the annotation of a GenBank genome assembly